This is a messenger RNA of Lolium rigidum, 1337 nucleotides long. RefSeq lists its product as uncharacterized. The transcript has 7 exons. Lineage: Eukaryota; Viridiplantae; Streptophyta; Magnoliopsida; Poales; Poaceae. The annotation marks the transcript as partial. The record is from RefSeq and is a predicted model, not a curated record.
GCGUCAUACAAGUUAUCAUCCACUACAUCAUCGUCGGCGGCGGCGGCGAACGUGACGUUCCGGCCGGGCGACGAGCUCCGCAGGUACAAGCGGGUCCAGGCGCUCCUCAGAAGGCUCAACAAGCCGUCUCUACGGACGAUACAGAGCCCCGACGGCGACGUCAUCGACUGCGUGCCGGCGCACCUGCAGCCGGCGUUCGACCACCCGAGGCUUCGGGGACAGAGGCCACUGGGCCCGCCGGUGCGGCCGAGCGGACACCACCGCCGCCCCAAUGACACGGCGGACGCCGGCGGACAGCUCUGGGCAGCGUCCGGCGCGUCGUGCCCGAAAGGGUCUGUGCCCGUCAGGAGGAUCACGGAGGCCGACGUCCUCCGCGCCAGCUCUGCUAGGAGAUUCGGACGGGCGCCCACGGCCAGAGUACGGCGUGACUCCGUCUCCGGCGGCCACGAGCACGCGGUGGGGUACGUCGCCGGCGAGGAGUACUACGGCGCCCGGGCGAGCAUCAACGUGUGGGCGCCGACGGUGAGCACGGCGACGGAGUUCAGCCUGUCGCAGAUCUGGGUCAUCGGCGGCUCCUUCGGCAACGACCUCAACACCAUCGAGGCCGGAUGGCAGGUGAGCCCGCAGCUGUAUGGGGACAACUCGCCCAGGUUCUUCACUUACUGGACGUCGGACGCGUACCAGACGACGGGUUGCUACAACCUGCUGUGCUCCGGGUUCGUGCAGACCAACAGCCGGAUCGCCAUGGGUGCUGCCAUCUCGCCCACGUCCGGCUACAAGGGCGGGCAGUUCGACAUCAGCCUGCUGAUCUGGAAGGACCCCAACCACGGCAACUGGUGGCUGGAGUUCGGGUCCGGGGAGCUGGUGGGGUACUGGCCGUCCUUCCUCUUCAGCCACCUCGCAUCGCACGCCAGCAUGGUGCAGUUCGGCGGCGAGGUGGUGGACACGCGCGCCGACGGGGCGCACACGGCCACGCAGAUGGGCAGCGGCCACUUCCCCGGGGAGGGCUUCGGCCGCUCCUCCUACUUCCGCAACCUGGAGGUGGUGGACUGGGACAACAGCCUCAUCCCGCUCACCACCUUCCGCGUCACCGCCGACCGCCCGAACUGCUACGACAUCCAGGGCGGCGUCAACGCCGUCUGGGGGAACUACUUCUACUACGGAGGACCGGGGAGGAACGUCAGGUGCACCUAGCUUGCUUUGACAAUUGCCAUUGCCAUUGCCAUUGCCACGGGAGGAGGAGGAGGCCGGAUCAUACUGCUACAUGUUUUUUUCUUUUUCUUUUGGGAUUUAAUCAAGGAUGUACUGUACUAUCGGUCGUCUUUGCUGGUCUUUUA